This is a messenger RNA of Leptosia nina, 384 nucleotides long. NCBI's taxonomy places the organism in Eukaryota, Metazoa, Arthropoda, Insecta, Lepidoptera, Pieridae. The record is from the annotation of a GenBank genome assembly.
AUGUCUUCUAAGACAGGAAAUUUCAAAAAUCCUUUCUCUAGACCAUGGAUGACGGAAACUGGAGCAGCGGCAGCGGCUGGUAGUGGUUCCGUUGGACUCAAAGGAGUCGUGGCUGGCGGCAUUACUGGUGGCAUUGAAAUUUGUAUAACAUUCCCUACCGAAUAUGUGAAAACACAGUUACAAUUAGACGAAAAAGGUGGUACCAAGAAAUACACUGGUAUCUUUGACUGUGUCAAGAAAACUGUAAAAGGUCACGGUGUCCUCGGGACUGUACCGAGGUCUCAGUGUUUUGCUCUAUGGCUCCAUCCCAAAGUCUGCUGUCAGAUUCGGUGUCUUCGAACAAGCGAAACUGUACAUGGUGAACGAGAAUGGAACUCUAUCUAA